AUGGAGAUUAAAGAGCUAAGAGACAUCCUGCAGCACACGCUGCUGCAACACCCGCGCUUCCACAGCCGCCUGUUCUCUGGCCCUGGUGGCGUGCCUGCGUGGGUGCUUAUGGAUGCUGCUGACGUGGACCUAGAGUACCAUGUCGUGGAAGAGGGAGCUGCUGACGUGGAUUCGUCACAGUGCCACGUUGCGGGGGAGGAGGGAGGAGGAGGACGAGGAGGAGGAGGAAAAGGGGAAGAAGAAGGGAGGGAAAGGGGAGGGGAAGGCGAGGGAGCAUUGGAAUCUCACGUGGUGCGAUUGCAGUCACUUCCUCCGUUUGAUCCCAACCGUCCACUCUGGCAGGUGCAUCUCAUUCACCUGCCAGCUGGCAGCCGUCCAGGCGAGCCACGUCAGCCCCACUCUGCAGCCGUGUUCAGGAUUCACCAUGCUUUGGGCGACGGAAUAUCUCUCAUGUCUCUCCUGCUCGCUGCCACCCGCCGAACCGACAACCCGGACCUCCUCCCGAGCCUACCAGGCAGCUUGGGUGCGUCCGCCAGGCAAAAGAUCCCCCCUUCCUCCGAACCUACGGCAACCCCCCAGCACACCUCCUCUGCCUCCGCCUCUGCCUCCUCCUCUGCCGCUGCACUCACGAGUGUUGCUACCAGUGGGAAAAGCAGCAGUGGUAGGAACAGCAGCAGCGGCAGUGACGAGGCAAGCGGCAAAGGGAAAGCGGUACCAGAAGGAGUUUCCAGGAAAAGGGGGUCGUUUCAAAAGCUGUUGGAGUUGCUGUGGGUUGCGCUUGUGCGUGUGGUGGUGGCUGUGUGGCGGAUGGUGCGAGUGGCGGUCAACACAACACAGCAGAUUCUCGAGUACCUAGCAGUGCUAGUUUGCAUCGCUGACACGCCAACGCCCAUCAAAGGAGGGCCCCACCUGCACAGCCACGCCCUGCCGCGCUGCUUUGCAGUUUCCCCUGAGAUGAGCCUGGAGGACGUUUCAACCAUCCGCAUGGCAGUCAAGGGAGCGACGGUCAAUGACGUCAUGCUGACAGUCAUUUCCGGUGGAAUAGAGAGAUAUCUUGCGCUCGUCACUGCUCAGCAGGGAGGGAGUUCUUUGCCUCACCACCUGCGGGUCAGUGCACUGGCACUCUUCAAUCUGCGACCAGCACCAGGCCUGCAGGAGUUGAGUGAGCUGAUGGCGGGGCAGAGAUCACAAGCGCGGUGGGGCAACCACCUUGGGAAUAUCCUGCUGCCACUGCCCAUCUACAGCAGAGCGCAGGGAAGGAGCUACCGGCCCAGUCAGCAAAGUGACUCAGAAGCGAGGAAUGGUGAAUCGCCACGUCAGCAGAGUGACUCAGAGGCCAGGAACGGCAAGGGUGAUGCUAGGAGGAGGGAGGAGGUGGAUAGGCUAAGGGCAGUGAGGGCGCUGUGUGCUUCAAGGAAGGACUCGCUGAUGGCCCACUGGACUUACCUGAACGGACGACUGCUCAUGCCACUAGUGGGGUGCAAGCCAGUGGCAGUGCUCACGCGCCGCAGCUUGGAUCAGACCACCCUGUCGCUCUCCAACGUGGUGGGGCCGCUAGAAGAGGUGGCAUUGCACGGCCACCCCAUCACUGCCAUCAUUCCUUCGGUUGUUGGCAGUAACCAUGCACUGACAUGUCACAUCCAAACAUACAAGGGAGCAGCCCUCAUUGUGGUGUCUGCUGUAAAGCAGCAUGUGCCAAACCCACACCUGCUCUGCCGGUGCUUCAUAGAGGCCUUUCAGCAACUCAAAGACGAGGCGAAGACGAUUGUCUAG
Messenger RNA from Closterium sp. Naga37s-1, 1773 nucleotides. Lineage: Eukaryota; Viridiplantae; Streptophyta; Zygnematophyceae; Desmidiales; Closteriaceae. The record is from the annotation of a GenBank genome assembly.